CUGUCGCGCGCACAGGCCAGGGCGUCUCAAGCUCCUGCACGCGCUCGCUUCACCAGUCCUGGGGAAAAGGGAGCGAGCGAGCGAGCGAGCGAGCGAGUGAACGAACCCGGGAGAGCUGUUGGAGCUGUUCCUGCAAAGCCAGCCAAAGAGGGUGGCUGGGAGGGAGGGGCACUCAGAGAGGAGGUCGCAGCAUCAGGAGCAGCACGGUUCUGCAUUUUCUGUGUGAUGAAGGUUCAUUGCAUUGCUCCUCCGUUUGCUGCUAGCUGACACUCAACUGCACCCAGUGCGCACCAGAGAGGAGACGCCGCGGUGCCGUGACCUUGGCCGAGGAGUGGCAAGUUGAUAAUUCCAUUGUUUAAGAUCCUAUCUGAUUUGGGGUGACAUGGCACAGGGAAAUAAUUAUGGACAGAGCAGCAAUGGGGUGGCUGAUGAAUCUCCCAACAUGCUUGUGUAUAGAAAGAUGGAAGAUGUCAUAGCACGCAUGCAAGAUGAAAAAAAUGGAAUUCCUAUUAGGACUGUCAAAAGCUUUCUUUCCAAGAUACCCAGUGUAUUCUCUGGGUCAGACAUUGUGCAAUGGUUAACGAAGAACUUAACUAUAGAAGAUCCAGUGGAAGCUCUGCAUUUGGGGACAUUAAUGGCUGCCCAUGGCUAUUUCUUUCCAAUCUCAGAUCACGUUCUCACAUUAAAGGAUGAUGGCACAUUUUACCGAUUUCAAACACCCUAUUUUUGGCCUUCAAAUUGUUGGGAGCCGGAAAAUACAGACUAUGCUGUUUACCUCUGCAAGAGAACAAUGCAAAACAAAGCCCGGCUGGAGCUAGCAGACUAUGAAGCUGAAAGCUUGGCUAGACUACAACGAGCAUUUGCCCGGAAGUGGGAAUUUAUUUUUAUGCAAGCAGAAGCACAAGCAAAAGUUGAUAAGAAAAGAGACAAGAUAGAAAGGAAGAUUCUUGAUAGCCAGGAACGAGCAUUCUGGGAUGUACACAGACCAGUGCCUGGUUGUGUAAACACAACCGAAGUGGAUAUUAAAAAAUCAUCCAGAAUGAGGAAUCCUCACAAAACUCGAAAGUCAGUCUAUGGAUUACAAAAUGAUAUUCGAAGCCACAGCCCAACCCACACACCCAUACCAGAAACUAAGCCUCCAACAGAAGAUGAAUUGCACCAACAGAUAAAAUACUGGCAAAUACAGUUAGACAGACAUCGGUUAAAAAUGUCCAAAGUUGCUGAUAGUCUACUAAGCUACACAGAACAGUAUGUCGAAUAUGACCCCUUUCUUGUGCCACCUGACCCUUCUAAUCCAUGGAUGUCAGAUGAUACCACUUUCUGGGAACUUGAAGCAAGCAAAGAACCUGGCCAGCAAAGAGUUAAACGAUGGGGUUUUGGCAUGGAUGAAGCAUUGAAAGAUCCAGUUGGGAGAGAACAGUUUCUCAAAUUUCUAGAGUCAGAAUUCAGUUCAGAAAAUUUGAGGUUCUGGCUGGCAGUGGAAGACUUGAAGAAAAGAACUAUUCGAGAAGUCCCCACCCGAGUCCAGGAAAUAUGGCAGGAAUUUCUGGCUCCAGGGGCUCCCAGUGCCAUUAAUUUGGAUUCCAAAAGCUAUGACAAAACCACCCAAAAUGUGAAGGAGCCAGGACGGUACACAUUUGAAGAUGCUCAGGAGCACAUUUACAAAUUGAUGAAAAGUGAUUCCUACCCACGUUUCAUACGAUCCAGUGCCUACCAGGAGCUGUUGCAGGCAAAGAAAAAGGGCAGAAACAUCCCUAUUUUCCCAUGCCAUAAAAACUGUACACCAACACUGAGGGCCAGCACUAACCUGUUAUGAAAAGAGGGGAAAUCGCUCACAUCAAAGAGAUUAACCAGUCUAGUUCAGUCCUAUUAAAAGGAUCUACUUGUAGCAUGGACCCAGCCUCGAAUCAUUAUACACACUUUGUAGCUCACUAAUUCCCUGGAUCAGAGGACAUUAGACCAAGAUGUUGCAUGAGCAAAAGACUGGAUUUGUUCUCUUUUGUGUACACUAAAGCAUUCCAGACUCCGAGGGACUCUAUCCUUUCUCACCGCUUCCAUUUCAAACCUUGUCUGUUCACUUCCUCCUUCAUAUCAAGCUGGAUCUGUCUAUUAUUUUUCUGCGAGUUCAAGUACAGUGAAAACUUUUUUUGAAAGCUUCUACUAGACACACAGUUUAUUUAAAAAAAAAUACAGUAAAUCACAAACUGGAAGAAUUGUAAAAUAUAUAUAUAUAUUAAUAAAUAUGCAUAUGGCAUCACAUUUAUUGAGCAGUAAAUUAGAACAGAAAGUUUCAUUUCACUUAUGUAUUCCCAGUCAGAAAAAAACCUGCGUCUUUGUCCAUUGUCCGUACAUUCUCUGUUAAUGUUUCUUGCAUUUAUUUUUAUACCAUAUUUAAAAAAGAAACACCUUUUACUCCAAAUGUAUUAAAGUUGGUCCCUUCUCUGUAAAUUUGUGUAUGUUUAUAUUGUUGUUUUAUCUUUCAUUAAAAGAUGCAGAAUCUCAUUCCUUUUGUAACCUUGGACUUCAGUUUUACAGUGGCAGAUCAAUUGUUAUUUAAGUAUUUCUCAUUGAGCUGCCUGGUUUUGACCAGACCAGGCCAUAACAAAUUUGCAAUGGAUCAAGGAGGUAGCCCUUAAACGUUUAUUUGUCAGCUUUCAAGGUUUCAUGUUUCAGUGACAGAAAAAAUAAGUCAUGCGUGUUCUCAGUAAAUGGCAUAAUUAGACUAUGCUUAUAAACAAGCAAAGAAAAUAACUUAGGAUUUCAAUUGAAUUCAAGAAUCAUUUUUUAUCUACCUAUGAUAUCCCAAACAUUUUGUUAGAUGCUAGAAUUAGAAACAAAGAAAGUGUCUUCAAGGAGACUGGUUUCUCCUUACACAAAGGAAGGGGUCAUGUAAACAGAUAACCAAAUACAAAAUGUAUAAAAAAGUAAAUUUAAUCUAAUUUGAGGGAGUGCAGAAAGCACUAACAACUGGGGAAAUCUCACUGAGGAUGUGGUUCUCGGGCAGAACCUUGAAGGAAACUACUAUGUAAGACAUUAAGUGAGAAAAAAACAACAUUCUAUACAUGAUAGAGGAAAUUUCAAAAGGAAAAUCCCUCCACUGUAAAAAGAAAAAAUACAGAGAUAGAAAAAGGAGCAGAAUACAUAGUGAAUGGCAAGGAGGCCAGUUUGCUGCUAAGUUCCUCGGGGUUUCAUUUAUCACUCAUAAGUCUUUGCAUUCAGAAGAAAAAUUAUAUGAACACAUGAAACUCCUCAGAGGAAAACUAUGAAAGGAUCAGAAUCAGAGUUUUUACCCCAUUCUUUUCCACUGAAAUCAUCCUAUCACUUCUGUCACCCAAUAUUAUCCUACCACAUAUGCUGUGUGUGUCAUCUAACCCAGAGAGGGAGCCCCUUACUCCUCAUACCUUCUUCUAUAUCUUUUCCUUCUUCAAGUACAAUAUAUUCCACCACCCCCCAACCCCCAAACCCCUGCAGGCCACCAUUGGAGCAGAACACCCUUGUUUGGUGGAAUAGACACAUACUUUCUCUUUAGCUAAACUGCCUGCUCUGUGUACAAGGCACCAUAUUGAAAUUUCUUGGUCUUUUGUUAAUCUUGUUCCCAGAUUUCUGGAACUCUUGUCUAGAUACUGUAACUUUGUAAUAUUUGUCUUUCACUCAAAAUAUAUUUAGAUUGUAAAUGAGACAAUAUGAUAUUGUGGGCAGAGGGCUUAUCUUAGACCCAGGUAGACCUAUUUCCAGGUUUUGCCUAUAAAAUAGACCUGCUAGGUGUUCAAACUCUCUAAGACCAUACAUAAGUAAUAAGAGUUGUUGGAUAUACAUUGUUAGAGGAAGUUUCAAAAGGAAAACUCCUACUGAAAAAAUUAGAGGUCUGAACAAAACAAAAAUCCUCUACUUAUAUUUAUAUUUUAAAUGAAACAUUGAUUUAACAAUAGACAUUAACAGAACAAACCCUUUGGAGUACUGAAGUUAAACAGAUUUUUCUUCUUUCGGGAAGUAGUAAAAAGUAAAUUGUUUUUCAACUGUUUAUUAGGCUGUUCUUAAGGGCAAAAAAACUUCUUCCCCAAAUGCAAAUAUCCAUGGUAUAUUAGUGAACCUUUUUAUUUGAUUUCAAAAUUAAUAUAAGCUUCAAUUUUAGAACCAAUUUAGCUCUUUAUAAUGGGAACCUUUGGGAAGUCAGAAGGCCAAAAUCUAUCUCUCAUGUGGGAAGCCGUGUAGGAACUCAUUUUGUUUGGGACCUGGGGAUAGGUUCAAAGAAAAUUGUGGGAUUCAGGUUACUUACCUAAAAUAUAGAUUUUGAAAAAGUUGACAAAAAUGUGAAAUUGCAAGAACUCAGUGGAGUAGUCUACUCACAAACUUUUAGAAUAGUAAAAAAAAUAGUAAAAACAAAAUUAAGGACCUGAUGGGAGAAACUAUAUAUACCAAUAGGAAUGCACACUGAAAUGUCAUACUGAGAAUAAUCUGAAUAUCCUUAUGAUUAUAGAAAGGGACCUUUAAAAGUAUGGCCUUUUUUUGUCUAGACCUGAGAUUUCAUAACUAUAGGGGGUUUCUAAUGUGAAAACUCCCUCUAUCAAAGCAAAUUAAGUUAUCUAUAAUAUAUAUUUGUAGAGAACUGCCAGGUAUUAAAGAAUUGUGUCAAGAAGACAAGUUUCACUAUUGUGAACCAAAGUAGUUCUCCAUCCAAGUAGCCUGUAUUCAAGUUCAGGUUUUGCCAAGUUUUACAAAUUAUGAGACUACUCAAUUCACUUUCUUUCUCCAUUCGUUAAUUCCCUUGGCUAUAAAAUGAAGGGUUGUUGACUAAAUGGAAUUUAGAAUCUAGAAUUUAUUCCAUUUCUAACAUUCUGUAAUUCUAUGAAAUUUAAUUUUUGAAUUCAUCUAACCCUUGAUAAUGUACUAUUCACAUUUUGAAUAUUUUAAUCAUAAUCUGUAUAUGUGUUAUUACAUGUAGGCAAUGUAUUCACAUAGAUAUCCAGUAUACAAAAAUAUGCAUUUAAUAUAUGCUGGACACUUCCAAUGGGAGUAUCUUUAUAAAAUGACAAAAGAGAUAAUGUGAUAGAUGCACAGGUAGGGGUACUGAAUAAUAAGAAUGCAUCCUAGCUCUGGGAAACCACCUUAGGAAGUAAUGCUAUGAAAUAUUUUCUUCUCUGGCCUUAACUAAAUUAAAUAUUUUCCAUUUCAGGCUGAUCAUGCAAUAGUUACAUGAUAAAUACUUAUUUUACCUAGAUGAUGGCAAGAGUCUGACUAUAUGUAUUUAAACUGGCAUCCACAAGAGCAGAGUUUCUUAGCCUGGGGUCCAAGAAGUUGUUUAUUUUUUUUAAAAUAUUUUAAUUAUUGCAUUUUAAUGGAAAUGGUUUCAUUUUAAUCCCAUGUCUUUAAAAAUGAUGUCUUUAAAAGCAUUGUUUUGGAGAGUGGUCCAUAUAGGCUUUAUCAAACUGCCAUAAAGGUCCAUGAUGCAGGAAAAAUUAAGAAUACUGCCUAGACAAUGAAUGCUAGUGGGGAGGGAGGAGACAGAAUUGCUUGAGUAUAUCAUUAAUUCCCUUGUACCAGACACUUGUUUUAUAUAGAGUUGUGGAAUCUAUCAUUAGUUUGGACAGUUAACUAAUUCUCAGUCCUGUUCAUUAACAAAAGAACUAAGUCUCCUAGGACCCCAUUUAGAGGUGUUUUUAGAUUUGCCUGCUCUCCUUUUUCUUUGGUGAGAUGAAUUGGAGAAAGGACUGAUUUUGUCAAGAUGGGGAUCUACCUAUGUAGACAUUCCCUUUACCAAUAUACAUCUCCACAAAUUACCUAUAACAUAGUCUUAACUAUUUAAGAUAUUGAGACUUUGAAUGACUUGUCCAUGGUGAAAGUUAUAUAUGUCAGAGGGAAGACAUCAAUCUAGUUAUUCUUGAUUUCAGGGCUUCUUAUCUACUGUGUUAUGAUAUAUUUCCUACAGUCAUGUUUUGUUUUGUUCUGAAGCAGACCUGUGAUCUCAUUGGAAAAGGGAACUUCUAGUGAGGGAAUCCCUCUCAGAUUACAGAUUAGCCUGUGCUUUUCAAUUUAUUAUUUUAGGGAAUUGUCUGGAACACUACAAGUUAAAUGACUUGACCAGGGUCACAUAGUCCAUUACAUAUCAAAAGCAGAACUGGAACCAAAGUGACUCAACAGUCUUGACUCAUAGUCUAACCUUUCAAAACCUUAUGCCAUAAUAUAAUACUGUAAAAAAAAGAGGAGAGAGGGGCAGCUAGGUGGCACAGUGGAUAGAGCACCGGCCCUGGAAUCAGGAGUACCUGAGUUCAAACCCGGCCUCAGACACUUAACACUUACUAGCUGUGUGAC
Dromiciops gliroides (monito del monte) is the source of this 6309-nucleotide messenger RNA. RefSeq names its product regulator of G protein signaling 7 (gene RGS7). The record is from RefSeq and is a predicted model, not a curated record. Bases 383 to 1816 code for a protein of 477 amino acids. The transcript has 18 exons. Lineage: Eukaryota; Metazoa; Chordata; Mammalia; Microbiotheria; Microbiotheriidae. Gene Ontology annotation, biological process: intracellular signal transduction; regulation of G protein-coupled receptor signaling pathway; G protein-coupled receptor signaling pathway.